AUGGUUGAAUUAAUUUUGAAAAUUUUCAAUAGCUUGAACUUGGAUCCCAAAAAGUGUGUUGGUAAUUCUACUGACAGAGCAGCAAAUAUGCAGGGGGAGUACCGUGGAUUUUCUGCUCAACUGAGUAAUGUGGCAAAAAAUCAAAUACAUAUAUAGUGUUACGCUCAUGUUUUAAACUUAGUUAUUGGUGAUCUAACUAAUAAAAUUCUUCAGUCUAUUAAUUUGUUUGGAAUACUCAAUGGAUGUGCUGUUUUUAUUAAAGAAUCCCAUUUGUGGACUAAUAAAGAAGAAUAAACGAAUAUGUUACAUAGGUGAGACUAGAUAAUGGUCUAAACAUAGUGCGUUAUCUAAAGUGUUUGGUCAUUUCAAGAAUCCAGUACCUGGUUUAUUUGUGGAACUUAUAACUACAUUAAUUGAGAUUAAAAAUAACCCUUCUACUACAGCUGAUGCUCGGUUUAAAGCAAUAGGUUUGAUAGAAGGAUUAUGCAAGUAUGAAACUGUUUUAAUAGCUCAAAUUUAUUUGCAGAUUUUUCAAAAAACUACUUCACUUUCUAAGUAUUUACUAGGUCAUGGAAUAAAUAUGAUGACAUCUUAUCAAAUGGUUCAAGUAACACUUGAAGAGCUUAAACUUAAUGCACGUGACUUCUCAAGUAUCAAGGAAGCAGCAGAUAAUUUUGUUGCAUGGGCAAAUAAUAAAUAA
Messenger RNA from Cinara cedri, 700 nucleotides. The record is from the annotation of a GenBank genome assembly. Lineage: Eukaryota; Metazoa; Arthropoda; Insecta; Hemiptera; Aphididae.